UAUCCAACCAAGAAAGAAACAUUUCUGGCAAAAUGGUGGAAUCAAAUUUCACAAAUUUUGAUAAACUUCCUGAAGAUAUAAUCAUGGAAAUAUUAUCAAUUUUGCCUGUGAAAUCAAUAUUGAAAAUCAAAUCUGUCUGCAAAUACUGGUACAUACUCAUUCAAUCUCCAAAUUUUAUUAUCAAACAUUUUUGUCACAAAAGAAGUUAUGCAAUUCCCUUUGUUCAUCUUUAUUUUUUGGAUACAAAACAAUUAUCUAUGUCCAUUGAUGAAUACCCUUUACUUCAAGAUUUUUACUUGCAUAAAUCCACUUCUUUAAAGCCAAUAAUUGGUCCCUUGAAUGGACUUUUUUUUGUCCAUAAUCUUGAUAAGAAUGAAAUGGCUAUAUGGAAUCCAGCAACAAAAGAAAUCAAGAAAAUAAUAGUACCAAGUCCACCUUUUUAUCCUUGUUUUAGUAGGCUAUGUUACUCGGAUUCUCCAGAAAUGUUGCAGCACUCGUGUCAGAUUCUCCAGAAAUCUGAUGCUUUUGGAGGUUUUGACAUGCACCCGUCGGCAGUUUUGAAGAUUCCUAGCAACAAUGACUUUAGGUUAUGUUGCUCUGACUCUCCAGAAAUGCUGCCGCACCCAUGCCGGAUCCUCCAGAAAUGUGCCACUUCUAGAGGUUCUGACAUGCACCGGUCGACACUUCUAAAGAGUCCUAGCAACAAUGGUUUUAGGCUGUGUUGCUCUGACUCUCCGGAAAUGUUGCCGCGCACAUGUCAGAUCCUCCAGAAAUAUGUUAUUGCUUCUGGAGUUUCCGAUACACACCUGUCGUCGUUUUUGAAGAGUCCGAGCAGCAAUGGUUUUGGCCUAUGUUGCUUCAACUCUCACCCAUGUCAGAUUCUCCAGAAACAUGUUGCUGCUGCUUCUGGAGAUUCCGACAUGCACCCAUCAACAUUUUUGAAGAGUCCGAGAUCUUAUGCUCAUCAUUUUGGAUUUGGAAUGGAUCCUUGGAGUAAAGAUUACAAAGUUGUAUGGAUAAGGGAUUAUUUUUGGAAAGAAGAAACAUUUACAAGAAGCACUUCAGCUGUUAUUUCAGUUUAUUCACUAAGUACUGAUUCUUGGAGGCAUUUUGAGGACAACACAUUUUUGAGUAGUCAUAUAGUUAUGUCAUAUUUUGAUUCAUAUCUUGAUGGAUUUUAUUAUUGGAAGAAAAUCGAUACGGAUCGACGUUGUGAAAUUCUUGCAUUUGAUUUUAGAAAUGAAAAAUUUCAAGUGAUACAAACUCCAAAUGUGUUCAAUCCAAAUAUAGGAACACUUGGUUUGUAUGAUGGUUAUGUUUCUAUGUUGUUUCAUAGCAAGACAUGUAUUGAGAUUUGGGUGAUGGAAAAGUUUGGAUUUUGGACUAGAAAAUUGGUUGUUGAAUCCACUUUGAUUGUUAAAAGACCAAUUGGAUAUGGUGUUAAUGGUGAGAUUUUGGUUGAAACUACAAGUUCAAAUCUUGCAAUGAUUGAUCCAAGAACACAAGAGAUUGUUAAAUGUAUUGGACCAUUGGAAAAUGGCUACACUUUGCAAGUUCUUGUUUACAAAAUGAGCUUAGUUUCCAUCAAGAAAUUGAGUACUUGUAACUUAAUCCGAGGUUUCGAGUUUGAGCGGAAGCAAGUAUCGGAUACUGUGUGAGAUACAAGUGGAAAAAAAACUUGCCAUGAUCGAUCCACGAACACAAGAAAUUGUUGUGUAUUGAACUAUUGGAAAAUGGCUACUCUUUGCAAGUUCUUGUUUACAAAAAGAGUUUAGUUUCUAUCAAGAAAUUGAGUACUUGUAACUUAAUCCGAGGUCUCGAGUUUGAGCAGAAGCAAGUAUCGGACACUGUGUGAGAACAAGAGGAAAAAGAACUUGCCAUGAUCGAUCCACGAACACAAGAAAUUGUUAAGUGCAUUGGAUCAUUGGAAAAUGGCUACUCUUUGCAAGUUCUUGUUUACAAAAGGAGCUUAGUUUCCAUCAAGAAAUUUAGUACUUCUAACUUAACCCGAGGUCUCGAGUUUGAGCAAGAGUGAGUAUCGUACACUGUGUCAGAAUAUGAUUGAUCCAAGAACAUAAGAAAUUGUUAAGUGCAUUGGCCCAUGGGGAAAUGGCUACUCUUUGCAAGCUCUUGUUUUGCAAGAAUGAGCUUAGUUUCCAUCAAGAAAUUGGCAAGCGGUAACUUAAUGUCUUAAUCAAAAGUCUCGGGUGUAAGCCUAGAGAAUGGAAAGAAUUUCGGAGGUAAGGAGUGAUUCCUCCUUUAGUGGAUGUUACACAACGUGAGUCUGAAUGAGUCUAAUAUCAUUUGAAUUUUGAGAGUCAAAUAAGUUUUUAUUUUAUUGUAAUAUUUCAUAUAUUCUUUUUAAAUUUUAAUUAUUUUGAUAUA
Messenger RNA from Capsicum annuum, 2385 nucleotides. RefSeq lists its product as uncharacterized. Lineage: Eukaryota; Viridiplantae; Streptophyta; Magnoliopsida; Solanales; Solanaceae. The transcript has a single exon. Bases 33 to 1658 code for a protein of 541 amino acids. Gene Ontology annotation, molecular function: protein binding. The record is from RefSeq and is a predicted model, not a curated record.